AUGACGGCAGAGAGAAUCUUAUCUAUUUCAGACCUUGAAGCUGCUGCUUCCAAGAAGCUACCGGGUGCGACUCGAGAAUUCUUCAACUCCGGCGCAACGAACCAAGUGACUGUGCGCGAAAACUCAUCAGCGUAUCAGAAGUAUCGCCUCUUACCUCGGGUCCUGAAAGAUGUGUCUCAAGUCAGCACAAAGAUUAGCGUUUUCGGCCGAGAGAUCGCAUUCCCACUUUGCGUAUCUCCAGCAGGGCUACAGGGCAUGGCCCAUCCAGAUGCAGAGCUGGCGACGAGCAAAGCAUGUGCCAAGGCUGGUGUAAAUAUGGGUGUCUCAUCAUAUGCCAAUCAUUCAGUUGAGCAGAUUACCACUACAGGCAAGGAGAUCGGACCAAUUUACCAUGUCAUGCAACUAUAUUCCAUGACAGAUCGAGAGAAAGAAGCUCGUAUCGUUUGUCGUGCAGAAGCUUCAGGAUGCAAAGCCAUAUUCCUCACUGCAGAUAGCCCUGUCAUGGGCGUUCGAUACAAUGAAUGGCGCAAUGAAGGCUUCAAACCACCAGCGGGUCUAGCGUAUCCGAUGAUCGAAAAGACGUCCGAGCAGAUCCAGUCGCAAUCUCAUGAUGAUGGGUUUUCAUCGUUCAAUUCGGAUUCUCAUUCCUGGGAAAAGGAGAUUCCUUGGUUGCGCAGUAUCACUAAUAUGCAGAUCUGGAUCAAGGGCGUCUUGACACCUGAAGAUGUUGAAACGGCAAUUGAAUAUGGUUGCGACGGGGUGGUUAUCAGUAACCAUGGCGGGCGGCAGUUGGAUGAAACACCAGCGACUAUUGAUGCUCUUCCUGCUUGUGCAAAGGCCGCACGUGGAAGGAUCAGUAUUCAUAUUGACGGAGGUAUUAGAUCCGGCAGUGACAUCUUCAAGGCCUUGGCUUUGGGAGCGGAGUGUUGCUGGGUUGGUCGCCCUAUGCUUUGGGGACUAGCAUAUAAUGGCCAAGAAGGAGUCGAGCUAAUGCUCGAUAUCCUUUACCGGGAGUUCCAAAGGUGUAUGCAGCUGACGGGCUGUAAGUCGAUAUCUGAGAUCAGUCCUUCAAGCUUAGGAAUUGUUCGAUCCGAUGGUCCUUUGGCAAGACUUUAG
Messenger RNA from Penicillium atrosanguineum, 1116 nucleotides. RefSeq names its product alpha-hydroxy acid oxidase. The transcript has 3 exons. The record is from RefSeq and is a predicted model, not a curated record. Gene Ontology annotation, molecular function: FMN binding; oxidoreductase activity. The coding region runs from base 1 to 1116 and encodes 371 amino acids. NCBI's taxonomy places the organism in Eukaryota, Fungi, Ascomycota, Eurotiomycetes, Eurotiales, Aspergillaceae.